UGGCUCACUGAGGGAAACCGGGCCAGGCCGGGGAUCCUGGGGGACGCCGCCACGGCCGGCGGCUGGAGGCCGAGGCACGGCGCCUACGAGGCGGAAGAGCGGACCGGCGGCCGCGGGGCUGGGCCCUGCGGGAAGGCAUCAAGAAACCGAUAAUGCUUCCUUGAAUUUGCUUCUGUAUUAGCUUCAUCAAUGUCUGUCUUAGUGACUAUCUUAAGGGAGAUGCUGGAAUAUUUUGGUGUCCCCAUAGACCAGAUUUUUCCAGUUUGGGAAAAUAAAGAAUAUGGAUCAGCUCGAAGUAUUGUUCGCAUUAUUGGGAAAAUUCUUCCUUUAGAGCCUUGUCCGAGGCCUAAUUUUGAGUUGAUCCGGUUCUUGAACUCUGUAGACUCUGAGAACUGUGGAUCUACAGUUCCAUCUUUUGCUGAUAUUUUGUUUGUGGCAAAUGAAGAAGAAGCCCAUUACCUCAGAUUUCGAAAUAGUGUAUGGAAAAAUGAAGGGGAGGAGAACGCUGAGUUUUUCCCUCCUUUGCAACCAUUUUGGGAUCCGUCGCCCCCUGCUCUGAGAUGUGACAAACGAUUGGAAAAUGAUGAGCCUGUAAGUGAAGCUGCGAUAAAAAAAAUAGCUGCUCUUGAAGAUGAGCUCGCCUUUCUUCGCUCCCAGAUUGCCGCGAUUGUGGAAAUGCAGGAACUGAAAAACGGCUCCUUUGAUUUGAAUGACAGGUCUAGUCGUUUGGGCCAAAUGCUGUCGUCCGGGACUGCUCAACUGAGAGUCAAACCAGAUCAGUUUCCAAGUUCAGUGUGUCCUGCUCCCCCUCCUCCCCCUCCUCUUCCUCCACUGCUUCCUCCUCAGCUGUCUUCUUUGCAGGCUUCAUGUCCUCCUCCUUCUAUACAACCAGGAGCUAAUAUUUAUGACUCAGAUAAUUCAGCAGCUGGAAUGAAAAAACAGCACCCAGGUGCCAGGAACACCAGUUACAACCAUCCUUCAAAAAGCCAGAGAAACAAAGAUGUUCCCAACAUGUUGGAUGUUCUAAAGGACAUGAAUAAGGUUAAGCUUCGUGCUAUUGAACGGUCACCUGGAGGCAGACCCAUUCAUAAGAGGAGAAGGCACAGCUCACACUGGGACCCCAUGUCUUUAAUAUCCCAUGCCCUGAAAAAGAAAUUUGCCUUCCAAGAAGAUGAUUCCUUCGAGAAAGAAAAUAGGCCUUGGGAGUCUUCUCCAUUUUCUAGUCCAGAAACGUCAAGGUUUGGACAUCACAUUUCACAGUCAGGACAGUGAACUUAAGGAAGAACUGACCGAUAUCAAAGGCACCAUCCCACCUGUCACCAGCGGAAGCCGUGUCUACACUGCUGGGCUGUGACUACACCACAGGGCUGCACCAGAGGUCCUCCCUGCCUUCUCACGGUCAUCUUUGAACAGUUAACUUAAGUCUCCAUCCUGGGAUCUGUUAGUGCAGAGGUCUGAAGAGCCCUGAUGGAUUUUAAGAAUACUUGUCUCUGGUUUGUCUCUGGUUUUGGAAGAUCCAACAGCUACCUGGCUACUGGGUUUGGGGUUUUUUUUUUUAAGUAUGGAUUUUUUUCCCAUGUGUGUAAAUGUUAUUGAAAGCUGAAUGCACAGUUUGAAUGAUUUUCCUAACAGCUUAAUAUUAAAUGGCUUAAUGUUUCUCCUUAGGGAACAGUAGGAUCUCACCAUGAGUAACAGGAUUCCUUAAUGGAUUAAGGAAUUGAUGUCAACUAGGUCUGUAUUGUACUCUUCAGCAAAUGCCAUAUGUUUGGGUUCUUUAAUAAAAUCAAUUAUGACUUCCAAAGAGGCUUGCAUCUUUUAAAAAUAAGUAGUGAUCUGGUUUACUUGGCUUCCAGCAACUUUUCAAAUAAGAUAAAAUUAUAAUUUCUUCAUUAAGAUAGUCCUAGCUUGAAGCAUUAUAGGUUGAGCCGCCUAAAAACUCUUCCUGAGGUAAAUGUUCUUAUUCUUAGAAGCUGGUUUUGACUGUUCAGGUCUGGAAGUGGCCUACAUUUGUUAUGUAAAUGCAUAUGCCUCAUUAUUUUAUCCUCCAUUCCUUUGUAAAGGGAGUGUGAAAUAAAUGUGCAUUUUGAGCUUGGUUGUG
This is a messenger RNA of Choloepus didactylus (southern two-toed sloth), 2098 nucleotides long. RefSeq names its product mitochondrial fission regulator 2 (gene MTFR2). Gene Ontology annotation, cellular component: mitochondrion. Gene Ontology annotation, biological process: aerobic respiration; mitochondrial fission. NCBI's taxonomy places the organism in Eukaryota, Metazoa, Chordata, Mammalia, Pilosa, Megalonychidae. The transcript is spliced from 8 exons. The record is from RefSeq and is a predicted model, not a curated record. Bases 190 to 1272 code for a protein of 360 amino acids.